Molecule: messenger RNA, 923 nt
Organism: Erythranthe guttata (spotted monkey flower)
Lineage: Eukaryota; Viridiplantae; Streptophyta; Magnoliopsida; Lamiales; Phrymaceae
Product: ER membrane protein complex subunit 8/9 homolog
Cellular component (GO): EMC complex
Source: RefSeq, a predicted model, not a curated record
GUUAAAUAGUGAACCAAAAAACAAAAAUCCCCGAUUCAGUGAGCGAGCAAUGACCGGCGAUUUGCGGUACGAGAUCCACCAAGACGCCUACAUCAAGCUGAUACUCCACUCCCUAAAGCACCGCUCCUCCGCCGUCAACGGCGUCCUCAUCGGCCGUUCAUCCGCCGAUGGCGCCGCCGUCGAGAUCGUUGACUCCGUCCCCCUCUUCCACUCCCAGAUCGGCCUCCUUCCUCCGCUCGAGAUUGCCCUCAUUAUGAUAGAGGAGUAUUAUGGAGAGAAGGGAUUGAGUGUUGUCGGUUACUUUCAUGCUAAUGAGAGGUACGAUGAUUUUGAACUCGCUGGUGUUGCGAAGAACAUCGGAGAUCAUAUUACCCGGUAUUUUCCUGAUGCUGCGCUGCUCUUGUUGGAUAAUAAAAAGCUCGGGGAUUUAUCGAAAGGAAAAGACCGAAGCCCGGUGUUGCAGCUUUACACCAAAGAUGCAUCUACUUGGAAGCUAGCUGGAUCAAAAGGAAGCAACCAGCUCACAAUCAAGGAGCCUUCAGCUAAUACAGUGCUUCUCGAUUACAUCUCUUCUGAGAAAUGGAACGAAAUCGUUGACUUUGAUGACCACCUGGAUGACAUCAGCAAGGAUUGGCUGAACUCGGAACUUUUUGCAUAAAAGCUUCGAACGCGUUACAACCGAUGUCACAAUACUGAGAUUUUGGAAGACUAGUUUGAAUAUCAAAGACUGAUUGUAGUGAUAUUUAUUUAUAUGUGGCAUAGAAUUUUUGAAUAUUAGUUAAAAAAAUCUCUCUUUUGUGGUUUAAUGUUACAUUCCGAACGAGACUUCUAAUUUCGUAUUAUAAUCCGGCAUAUGAUCGACUUUUCCACUUGUGUUUCUCGAACUUCCUUCUUUGGGUUGUUGAUUAUAAUUUAUAAAUCAC